Messenger RNA from Striga asiatica, 852 nucleotides. NCBI's taxonomy places the organism in Eukaryota, Viridiplantae, Streptophyta, Magnoliopsida, Lamiales, Orobanchaceae. The record is from the annotation of a GenBank genome assembly.
AUGAUCGGUUUCUUGCCGGAAAACAUUUGCCGGUUGCCUCUCGACAGCCUCAACGGCUUUGCACAGCUCAUUGCCACCCCUGUCCCCGGCGAAGAGCAAUCGCCACAACUUCUCGAGCACUCGUCGUUCAAAUCCUCCCACAACACAUCCAUUUUCUCCUCUUCAUCUUCUGGAAAAUUAGUUUUAACUCUGCCGGGCUUUCAUAAGCUGCGGUGGGCCGCCACAGAGGCGGCGACUCGCCGCCACCGGCAGCCGCUGGAAAAGGACACCGGAUUCCGGCAGCCAUUCUUGUCCCCCGAUAAGCCCACCAACCGUAAACUUCUCCGCUUCACUCUCGCCGAGCUCAACCUUCACCCCAGCCCACUUAACCCUCCCACUCGUAUUCGCUCCCGGGCCCGAAUUACCAUAUUCUCCAUAGAAAACCGUGUUCGGGCCGGGCCGGGUCGAAUCCCAUGCCAGCCAUCCUUCCGAGUCGACCGACCCGUCUAUAUACGUCUGCAUGAAAACGACCGUCGAGUAAUCCCUCCACGGCCUCCCCAAAAAUGCGUGGGCCCCACCAAGACCUUUUUCCCCGGCGGCUCGGAUCGUGCAGUUGUGCACCGAAAAGCCCGUGUUUUCGUUCGGGUCGGAUUUUCCUUGGGCCGUUAUUACGUUUGUUCGUCCGGGGGAAGGGUUCUUGAGGAGUAUGAGGCUCGUUUGGAUGACGGUAGCCGAGUUUCCGAAUAUGAAGUCCAUUGUCCCGAUUAUGGUGCAUUCGCGGUAGAAUUGUCGUUUGGAGUGCACGUAGAGUGUGUCUUGUUUGCUCUCGACGAGGCAUUGGAAGAAGACCGAUUUGUCAGAGGUCGAGAGUAA